CACAUCGUGCAAAAUGAAUCUAUUAUUCACGCUUAUUCUCUUAGUCCUUGUUCUGUGCAGCAACGCUGAAGACUGCAGAGAGGAAAAGGAACUUCAUUCCAUAUGUGGAGGAUAUUGCUUUAGAGCCCUAAAGCCUAUCCUAGACCGCUCAGAAAGCUUACAGAGCGAAGUGGACAACUUGAAGCAUGAGCAGGAGUCUGAAUUCAAGAAAUCAAUCGAACAUUUUGAAGCAAAGCAAGAUUUUCAGCAUGAGAGGGUUGAAGAGCAAUUUAAACAAUUAUUGCAACACAUUAAAUCGCAAAAUGAGACAGUCGAAUAAAAGUUACA
Molecule: messenger RNA, 327 nt
Organism: Drosophila nasuta
Lineage: Eukaryota; Metazoa; Arthropoda; Insecta; Diptera; Drosophilidae
Exons: 2
Coding region: 14-319 (101 amino acids)
Source: RefSeq, a predicted model, not a curated record